AUGCCCCCUCUCCCCUCCCACCAUCCCCACCGCCGCACCGACUCCCAAUCCUCCACCUACCCCCGCGCCUCGAUCCUCCCCUCUCAAUCCCAAGCCCCCGCCUCUUUCGGCACGACCAGUCAUGCGUCCGCUGGCUCUACAUCCAUGUCCGCUGCCAAAACGCGCCAGUAUGCGCAUCUUCACGCCCAGCUCGCCCAGCUGAACGCCAACCUAGCGGACACGGAGAACCUGCUGCGCAUGACGGCCGUCCAGGCGGGCGAUAUGCGCUUUUUGGGCGGGUAUAUCGGUGCGAUGUUCAUGGGUUCCGCAAAGAUUUUGGGCGAGGAGGGAGUAAAAGGCAACGCGGAGGAGUUGGAGAAGGAUGGUAAAAGUGGGGGGCGCGGUGGGUGUUAA
This is a messenger RNA of Penicillium macrosclerotiorum, 393 nucleotides long. RefSeq names its product DASH complex subunit HSK3 family protein. NCBI's taxonomy places the organism in Eukaryota, Fungi, Ascomycota, Eurotiomycetes, Eurotiales, Aspergillaceae. Gene Ontology annotation, biological process: attachment of spindle microtubules to kinetochore. The record is from RefSeq and is a predicted model, not a curated record. Gene Ontology annotation, cellular component: DASH complex. Bases 1 to 393 code for a protein of 130 amino acids. The transcript has a single exon.